This is a messenger RNA of Chiloscyllium plagiosum (whitespotted bambooshark), 3472 nucleotides long. RefSeq names its product solute carrier family 7 member 11 (gene slc7a11). Gene Ontology annotation, molecular function: L-amino acid transmembrane transporter activity. Gene Ontology annotation, biological process: amino acid transmembrane transport. Lineage: Eukaryota; Metazoa; Chordata; Chondrichthyes; Orectolobiformes; Hemiscylliidae. Gene Ontology annotation, cellular component: membrane. The record is from RefSeq and is a predicted model, not a curated record.
AGAAAAUGAAAGAGAGGGGAUGGCAGUUAAGAGAGAGAGUCAGAAAUAGGAAGAGGAACUCAAAGUGACAGAAAGCGUGUGCAGGAAUUUGAGUUGUCCAAGCAGUGUAGGUACAAGAAAGUGCUGAGUAAUAUUCCCUGGCUGAUGCAACACAUGCCGUGUAAUGACAUCAACUAAUUGUAUGUUUGCCCGGGGCUGAAUAAAGAGCCGGCGGAAGCGGGCUUGUUACUUUUAGGAGGGUCUAGUGCAGCAGUGAGGAGACAGACAUACUUACACAAGCAGAACCAAGUAGACACGCACAAACGGAUGAACACAGAGACCCUCACACACACACACGCAGGUAAUCAGUGAAAUGAGUCUUGGUAGCCAGAGUCCGAUUUAAAGCCACAUAUCCACCUGCCAGGAUACAGCCCCGUGGAUCAGGGAGAGUAUACCGAGAGACACCAGUGACUCCUGACUGACUCCUCGCAGCAUGUCCAGCAGCGCAAUAUCGGCGAUCUCUAGCGGAGACCACCCCAGCGGGGGCACCAAGGCCUUCCUACCCCCUGAGGGGGGCUCCCACCAGCCAAAUACCAGCUCCCAGGACAAGGUGCGGCUAAAGAAGAAAGUGACUCUGCUGAGAGGCAUAUCGAUUAUCAUCGGCACGAUCAUCGGAGCGGGCAUCUUCAUCACUCCCAAGGGAAUCCUGCAGCACACUGGCACUGUCGGGAUGGCGCUGGUUAUGUGGACUGCCUGCGGGAUCCUCUCGCUUUUCGGAGCGCUCUGCUAUGCUGAACUUGGGACCAGUAUAAAGAAAUCAGGUGCUCAUUACACAUACAUCCUGGAAGCCUUCGGUCCUCUACCAGCUUUCAUUCGAGUCUGGGUAGAACUCAUUGUCAUACGACCUGCAGCCACUGCUGUAAUAUCACUAGCCUUUGGCCAAUACAUACUGGAGCCAUUUUUUAUGCCCUGCAGAAUCCCAGAAAUUGCGAUCAAACUGGUCACUACCAUUGGCAUCACUGCGGUAAUGUAUGUUAACAGCAUGAGCGUCAGCUGGACUGCACGGCUACAGAUCUUUCUGACAUUCUGCAAACUUGUUGCCAUUUUAAUAAUCAUCUUCCCUGGAAUGGUGUGUUUAUUCAAAGGAGAAACACAACAUUUCAAUCUGCCAUUUCAAACAAAAGAAUUUAACCUUAUGGGAGUUCCUCUCGCUUUCUAUUCUGGAAUGUACGCAUAUUCUGGAUGGUUUUACAUGAAUUUUGUCACAGAAGAAGUUGAAAAUCCUGAUAAAAAUAUACCUCUCGCUAUCUGCAUAUCAAUGGCAGUUGUUACAGUUGGAUAUGUUUUAACAAAUGUAGCUUAUUUCGCCGUAAUGAGUCCUGAGGAGCUUUUGGCUUCCGAAGCAGUAGCUGUGACCUUUGCAGAGCGAUUGAUGGGCAAGUUCUCCAUAACAGUACCAAUUUUCGUUGCUCUUUCCUGCUUUGGGUCUAUGAAUGGAGGUGUCUUCGCUGUUGCCAGAAUGUUUUAUGUUGCUUCACGAGAGGGUCAUCUGCCAGAAAUACUGUCCAUGAUCCAUGUUCGUAAACAUACACCUCUUCCUGCUGUAAUUGUGUUGUACCCUUUAACUAUCUUCAUGCUGUUUGUGGGUGAUAUUUAUAGUCUGUUAAAUUUCCUGAGCUUUGUCCGAUGGCUCUUCAUUGGUCUGGCAGUAACUGGUCUGAUAUACUUGCGAUACAAGCGUCCAGACAUGCCACGGCCAUUUAAGGUGCCUUUGUUCAUCCCAGCUUUCUUUGCCUUCACCUGUCUCUUUAUAGUGGCACUGUCACUGUAUUCUGAUCCCAUCAACACUGGCAUAGGAUUUAUCAUCACUCUGACUGGCAUUCCUGCCUAUUAUUUGUUUGUGGUCUGGGACAAAAAGCCAAAGAGCUUCAAGAAACUAAUGUAUUUAAUGACCAGAACAGCCCAGAUUAUUCUACAGGUAGUACCUCCAGAAAAACAGGAUGACUGAGGAGCUCCACUGACUGGACUAGCUGCUGAAUGAAUAUGAACAAUGUGAGACUACAAAUGUCAAAGAAAUGCUUGGUCAUUUCAACAACUGCAUCCACUGGAAUCCUAACUUCUUCCUAACACUUACAAAAAUCAUUUUAUGGCAUGUCUGAGCCCCUGAAAUCCUAUGGUGGCGAAUUCUUCUGGUGGUUUGCCUAUUGGGAAACUGACAGAAAUUGAGCCUAUUCAGUUGUUUAAGCCCUUUCUCCAGCGUCGGACUGAUCAUCCACCAACAUUUUGGUGAUAAACCAGGAGAAACUCUUUCCAGGAUUUCAGAUCCAGGGUAUUUACUAUUAUCUCUACAAGUGAUGGACUGAAUGGUUUUCUAAUAAUGAGGUUUGUAUUUAUUGAAGUGGUAUCUCUUUUUUUCUCUGAAAGUAGAUGCGACUGUGCAGACCAAUUGUUUGUUCUUUUUUGUAGAAAUAUGUAAUCACUUUGUAUGUAAAGUAAUGUAGUUCUGUUGCUGAUUUGAACACAACUUUCUUUUCUGAGAACUGUAUUGGGCAUGAUCGAAUGGUGGAACAGACUUGAUGGGUCGAAUGGUCUAAUCCUUUCCUAUACGUUGUGUUCUACUGAUUAUAAAUAAGGAGAUGACAGCAGUAAUGUAGUGGUAAUGUCACUGACUUAGCAAUCCAGAACAAAACACUCUCAGAACAUGGGUUUGAAUCCCACCAUGGUAGAUGGAGAAAUUUGAGUUCAACUUCAGAAAAGUGGAGUAAAGAGCUGGCCUAAUGAUAACCGUGUAGUUAUUGCUUAAAAACCCGUCUGAUUCACUAUUGUCCUUUAUAGAAGGAAACUUGCCAACCUUACUUGGUCUCACCCACUGCCCCCUGGGAAAUUUUGGAUGGACAAUUAAUGCUGCCCUGAGCCACAGCCACAGCCACAUCUGACGCUCAAAUAAAAAAACAAAUCAACACACAGGUUGUGAUUGAAAAAACAAUAAAAGGACAACAAGUUAUUUAAAAAUCAUAGAGAUUUCACUCAAAUAAAGUUUAAUCAAAUAGAGUUUAAUGUACAAAAAAUGCUUGUAGAAAUCCAAGUAGAUUUACCACUUUUGGAACUCAACCAGGUGUCCAUAAUGUGAGAACAAAUGACUGCAGAUGUUGCAAUCUGUACUGAAAAUGCUGGAGAUUGCAGCAGGUCUGGCAGCAACCAUGGAGAGACAACAAGAUUACAUUUUGCAUCUAGAUGACUCUUCAUUCAAGCCCAUGCUGAAGACUUAAUGCCAAAAAUUAACAUAGAAUCCUUACAGUGUGGAAGCAGGCCAUUCAACCCAUCAAGUCCACACUGACCCUCCACAGAACAUCCCAUCUUGAUCUACACUCCUACCCCUGUAACCCUGCAUGUCUCAUGGCUAACUCGCCUAGUCUGCAAAUCCCUGAACACAAUGAGCAAUUUAGCAUGGCCAAUCCACCUGACCUGCACAUCUUUUGACUGUGAAAGGAAA